Molecule: messenger RNA, 1618 nt
Organism: Zingiber officinale
Lineage: Eukaryota; Viridiplantae; Streptophyta; Magnoliopsida; Zingiberales; Zingiberaceae
Product: berberine bridge enzyme-like 18
Exons: 1
Coding region: 1-1614 (537 amino acids)
Molecular function (GO): oxidoreductase activity; FAD binding
Source: RefSeq, a predicted model, not a curated record
AUGGCGUCCGCCGUCAUUUUCUCCUGUUUCCUCUUCUUCCUCCUCUGCACUUCUCACGCGGCAUAUCAUCAGCAUGCCAACUUCCUCGGUUGCUUUCUUGAAGAAACUGGAGGAUCUUCCUCUUUUUCUUCGAAGAUUUACACUCCCAACGACACCUCUUUCGCCACCUUCUACCGCUCCUCUAUCCAAAACCUCCGCUUCCUCUCCUCCGGCGCAGAGACUCCCUCCUUCCUCAUCCUCCCCUCCGUCGCCCACGACGCGCAGGCAGCCGUCCUCUGCGGCCGCCGUCACGGCGUCCGCCUCCGCGUCCGCAGUGGCGGCCAUGAUUACGAGGGCCUCUCCUACGUCUCCUUCUCCAGUACUGACAGUCCGUUUGCCGUCCUCGACCUCUCUGGCCUCCGCACCAUCGACGUCGACGCUGAAGCCCGCACCGCCUGGGUCGGCGCUGGAGCCACCGUCGGCGAGGUGUACUACCAAGUGGCUGCAGCCAGCCCCACAGCCGCGUUCCCUGCCGGCGUUUGCACCACUGCCGGUGUCGGAGGGCAGUUCAGCGGCGGCGGCAUCGGGUCGUUGCAGAGGAAGUACGGCGUCUCCGCCGACAAUGUCGUGGAUGCCGAGUUGGUCAACGCCGAGGGUGAGCUAUUGACCAGAGAGACCAUGGGGGAAGACUUGUUUUGGGCAAUAAGAGGCGGCGGCGCGGCGAACUUCGGCGUCGUCGUGGCCUACAAAUUGCGACUCGUCCCGGUGCCGCCCAAACUGACGCUGUUCUCCGUGAGCAGAACGCUGGAGGAGGGUGCGACGAGGUUGCUGCAUUCAUGGCAGAGCAUAGCGCCGCGGUUCGCCGACGACCUAUGGAUCGCGGCCGUGGCUUUGGCUGUGGGAGAGGCGCCGCUAAACCGCACGAUCCAGGUCACAUUCCGAGGUCUCUUCCUGGGCCCCUGUCGCGGUAUGCUCGCGGCCAUCAAUAAGAGUUUCCCCGAGCUGGGCGUGAGGGCCGAGGACUGCAACGAGUUGAGUUGGGUGGAGACGACUCUCUCCCUCGACGGCCAUGCAUUGAAUGAUACCAGCGUGCUGUUGGACCGGCGGCCGGUGUACAACAGCUCCUUCAAGAGCAAGUCGGACUUCGUGAGGAAGCCCAUCUCCGAGAAAACAUGGGAGGGGAUUUGGGAGGCUAUGAUGGAGGGGGAGGAGGAGCCUCUGAUAAUGGCAAUGGAGCCGUGGGGUGGAAGGCUUUGGGAGAUAGAAGAUGAUGCCAUUGCCUUCCCUCACAGGAAGGGGAAUUUAUAUAUCAUUCAAUACGGGAUGAGGUGGUUCGAGACAGAGGCGGCGGUGACGGAGAGGCACUUGACAUGGAUGAGAAAGUUCUACGAAUACAUGGCACCUCACGUGUCCAGCAAUCCGAGAGCUGCGUAUCUUAACUUCAAGGAUAUCGACUUGGGUAGCAGCACAGAGGAAGGGAGGACGAGUUACAGGGAAGCAAGCGCUUGGGGAAGAAGAUACUUCCUGCACAACUUUGAGAAGCUUGCGAAAGUCAAGGCUCGAGUUGACCCUGAGAACUACUUCUGGAAUGAACAAGGCAUCCCUCCUUUUGCAUUUGCUGUUGCUGCUAGGUGAAUUU